This is a messenger RNA of Liolophura sinensis, 1727 nucleotides long. RefSeq lists its product as uncharacterized. Bases 95 to 571 code for a protein of 158 amino acids. The transcript is spliced from 4 exons. The record is from RefSeq and is a predicted model, not a curated record. NCBI's taxonomy places the organism in Eukaryota, Metazoa, Mollusca, Polyplacophora, Chitonida, Chitonidae.
CAGUAGGCGGUUGUUGGCCGGUACCCAGUGUAGUGUGUGCGUGUUUACCUAAGCGCGACUAGCAAGACGGAAACAAGUGGACAGAGCGAGAAGUAUGACCACCAUGGCAAAUCUCGUGAGCCAGAUGACCCUUGUCUUACUGAGUCUGCUGAUUAAAGGGUGCGAUGCGAGCUACUGCUACUUUUCCUACUACUACUCCUAUUACUACUGUUAUUACUACUACUCUUACUCACUGGCUGGUGGCACCAUUGCUGGCAUUGUGAUCGGCUGCAUUGUGUUUGUGGGGUUGUGUAUUGCUGCCUGUGUGGUUUGCUGCAUUAAAGCUACAUCGAACUCUUCCCGAGGCACUGUUGUCAGGAACCCAAACAUGGCCGGCAACGUAGCUGUUGUCACCACAACUGCUGCCCAACAGGGCUAUGCAAUGCAAGGUUACACCCAACCUCCACCUGCAUACGGCGCCUAUCCGAACUACCCUGCGCCAGCAUACCCGCCACCAGGAGCUGUGCCUACUUCCGGACUUCCUCCAUCUUACCCCAACAGUGGCCCACCCAAACCGCCAACAUUGGGUUGAUGGGUGACUGGGAUCAGCGUGUGUGCUUCUCUGUACACAUAACUGCUCACUUACGAUGUUUAAACGUGUUGAAUACAAGAUAUACCAAAACUUAUGCUUAUGCAGUCUAUUAUUAUUUCUGCGUCCUUCGAUGAGUCACCCGCUUUCUUGCUUAUAAUAAUUACAUUUACCCUCAACACGUUCCAUAUAUUGAUUUUGUUGUACUGUUCUUUCUACAUGCUGACAGGCAAUAUGCCCUUAGGUCGUACAUUCGGUUUGCAGAUUUCAUUUUAUCCCUAUUUGUACAUGAAUUUUAAUAUCUACUAUAUAUUAUCAGUGCUUUUGUUUAUGAAUGUUUGCAUGUUAGCAUUAUGUGUGUUUGCGUACACCAUGAGGGUAAGUGGCCUAAGGAUACAGGUGCCAAAACAUCUCCCUAUUGUGAUUAAACCAGUCCCGGUCAUUGCCAACAGAUGUGACAUAUUUUGUACCUUUCACAGGGAACUUAUCCAGAUAAUCUUACCUUCCUACCGAUUUUAGAAACUGUGAUAAAUGUUCCAUAAGCGUUAUGCCAUAUAAAUAAGUCGUAAUUUCAGACGUGCGUAUACACCCAUGUUUUAUCCAACGCCUCCUCCUCCCUCGACUUUCCCUAGUCCCUCCUCACUCGAUUUUCCCUAGGGCAACCUCAAUGGAUUUUGCUGCUCCCCUCAUCACCUGAUUUUCUCUAGUUGGCCCCAAUGAACUUUAAUCCUGUCCCUUCUCACUCGACUUUCCCUAAUGCAUCCUCAAGUCCUUCCUCUCUUGAUUUUCCCUAGUUAAUCCUCCAGUUCACUAAAAUUUUACUGCGAUCUCCUCACUUGAUUUCCCUGAAAUCAACCAUAUUUUCUUAACACAGGAAAUCUUUGAUUGAAAACUUUCACCUGAAACCCGUUGGAAAUGGGAAUUUUAACUUCGUUAAAUGAACUUUAAUCCUGUCCCUUCUCACUUUUGAAUAGAAUGAAUAUCCGUAUACAGUGUGGUCUCUUUUACGCUACAAUGGGUUGAUUUUAUAUGUCACUUGUGUCUGUAUGUAUAAAAGAUACCAGUGAUUCGCUACAGCCAAUUUAUUCUAACAACAUCUGUGAUAUGAAAACGUAUGUUGUUAUAUUUCAAAAAUAAACUUUUUGAUAAGAUUUUUUAA